This is a messenger RNA of Chrysochloris asiatica (Cape golden mole), 261 nucleotides long. RefSeq names its product natural cytotoxicity triggering receptor 3 ligand 1-like. Lineage: Eukaryota; Metazoa; Chordata; Mammalia; Afrosoricida; Chrysochloridae. The record is from RefSeq and is a predicted model, not a curated record. The coding region runs from base 1 to 261 and encodes 86 amino acids. The transcript has a single exon.
AUGGAUAACUUAAAGAAAAGGAAGAUGAUUUUCCUUUGUAACACAGCUUGGCCCCUAUAUAUGUUGGGUGAGUCAGAGGUUUGGCCAUCCAAUGGGUCCACUAAUUACAAUACUAUUCUUCAGUUAGAUCUUUUUUGCAAAAGACAAGGAAAGUGGGGUGAAAUCCCUUAUGUUCAGGCUUUCAUGCACCAUAGAGAGCAUUAUAAUCAGGGCAUGGGGAGAAAACCACAGGACUCCCUGCAAACACAGAGGGAUUGGUGA